GUCUACUAGAAGUGGGCGCGCAAAUUUCAAAACAGCAUAACGUUUCAUGUCAGAGAGCUACAGACUUGCGCGAUUUUGCGCAGCUAGUUAACGACUGCUAGAUCAUCAGCAUGGCUAUGCGCAUUGCCAGGCGACGAUCGCUUAGACCGCUUACAAUACCAAGAAGAAGGCAGGACACGGAUGUCACUGAUGUAGCGCAAGCCGGACCUAGCGCAGACAGUGACUGCUGGGAAGAUGUGGAAAUCUGGGAAGCAAAAUGGUCUUCGGCAAACACGAGUGAGGUGCAGCUGAACUGCUCUAGCGUCCUGGACGCCGCCGGCUGGAUCACGACCUCCGACCUCCACCGCCCCGUAGAGUCAGCGCUCGCUUGGUGCCAGACCAAAGUGUCCGAGGCGUGGAAUGCCACCCAACAAGUACUUUUUCCAUCGACGCGUUACAAGAGGGACCUAGAUGAUGCCAUGUCCAGAGUUGAGCAGCUAGAAAUAGAGCUACAAGGCUUGAAAAAACAGAAGCUUGAUCAUGAGGUAGUAUCUGCAAAGCCAGACCACCAGUACUGCGAAAAAUGCGCGGGACAUUUGGCUGGUCAUUUGCCGCAGGCUGCAUGUGUAGGGGCAGCUCCUCCCCCUCCUCCUCCUCCUCCUCCUCCUCCGAAAGCAGCUCCACCUCCACCUCCUCCCCCACCUCCCCCUGGCAAGUUGAAUUCAUCAAAGAAGCCUGUGAUCAAGAAGAGCAAGAAGGCAGAGAAGCCGGCAGCUGCGAGUCUGCCUUCGAUAAGCCUGGACGACAUCAAAAAGGUCAAGCUGAAGAAGAGGUCGCCGGCGAAAACCGCUACUCCCGGCACGCCGGAGGGGAAGCUGCGCACGCCCCUCAUUACGCUCGACGCUCUCCGCUCCGUCACGCUGAAGUCGUCCGAGAAGAAGCGCCGGUCCGUCGGCCGGCGCGCCUCGAAGGAGAAUGGCGGCGGCGGCGACUUCCGCAGCGGCCUCAAGCGGUCGCGCGUCGAUCGGAGCCCGGGAGGAACCCCGCUGAAGAGGAACGUGGAGGAAUGCGGGGAGGGUCUCACACCGACGAUGACGCGUGCCUUGAAGAAGAAGUUCGAGAACACGAAGACCCCGUCGCCGAGGGACCUCACGUCAACUUCCCCGACCGACGACGGGUUCCAGGAUUUCGACGACAUUCCGACGCCGACGACGAGGAGGUCGGACGCGCGACGCUCCGGGGGGAAGCCCAGGAGAAGGUCUCACUCCCUGCUGAGGAGGUCCAUCGGGAGGCAGUCUCCGGGGAAGCUGGUGGCGGCAGGAGCUAAGGGCGGGGACGGCGACGCGUCGGCUCGGUGGUCCGUGGCGCCGGAUAGUCUGAACCAGGUUGCACCUGAUAUGUAGAUGGUUAGGCAGAAGACAUCUGUACCAGGUGUGAUGUCGAGAUGUGGUAACUGGUUUAUGAUGUUAUUCUCAUAAAUGCAUAUAUAUAUAUAUAUAUAUAUAAUAUGUAUGUAACAGUUAUCUUCCUCCUGAUAUGUGCACUUCUAGCUGAUCUAGUGCUUUUCAAGAAGUUACUGAGCUACAGGAAUUUUACAGGGCCUAGUUGUUAUGUGAGGAAGAUAUAUGAUACCGGUGUGAGUAGGUAUAAGGAAUACGUAGCAGGGUACUAACAAAUGCAUGCAGAAGGAUAAUCUUUUAUUUUGGUUGCUGGAUCAAUCAAUUAAUGAUAGGACCGUAAUUGUAAGGUUUUUUGGCUGAUGUCGUUCGAGUGACGUAUGGAAAUCACGUUUACGUCUCUUUUCGUUGGGUAAUUAUACAAUUACAUGCAUGUGACUGUACUGUGUGUACAGUAAAUAAAUGUUUUACCUACCCUCUACCCCCAUGCAUACAUGCUUGUUUAAUGGAAGGAGCUAACACCCCUUACCUCACGUACAUUUGUGAUUUUUUAACAUUUUAUUGUUUUGAUUUUACGUCUGCAUAUAUAUAUAUAUAGUUGCAUUCGUUUUUAUAAUCCUACAGCUUUAAAUUAAUUUGUAAAUUAAAUAUUAAAAAUUAUUAGUGGGAAACUAGAGUAACUGUAGUAAGUGAAUGCGAACUACUGCAGAAAAUAGAUCACUAGUGAUAUAUUUGUGGUUAUAUACAAUAUAUAUGUAGGGUAAAAUUGUUAUAGUGAUACAUAUUAUCAAGAGUAGAUAAUAGGAGAAGAGUAUGACAUCGUUUUAACAGCGUUCUGCAUAGUUUUCAAAUUGUAAAUAUUUUAUCAAUAUGAUAUAUUCAAACUUUACCUUGUUUUCGUCUAUGAUUCUCCCUUAUUCCUUAAUCAUAUGACACCACCAAUUUUCCUAAAAAUCGUAUGUGUUCUUUGAAUACGACAUGGUUUCAAGCAGUUUUCACGAAUGGACGCAUGUGUUCGGCGAAAGUUUAUGCCAAAGUUAUGCGACGGCAGCACCAGGUUGUAACCAAGAUACAAGAUAGAGAAUAGAACACUAAUCCCAUAAAUGAUAAUAAACUUUCACCGAACACAUGCGUCCAUUCGUGAAAACUGUUUGAAACCGUGUCGUAUUCAAAGAACCUUUUUGAAGAACACAUACGAUUUUCAGGUAAAUUGGUGGUGUC
This is a messenger RNA of Priapulus caudatus, 2597 nucleotides long. Its product is annotated as proline-rich protein 11-like. The transcript has 9 exons. The record is from RefSeq and is a predicted model, not a curated record. Bases 111 to 1382 code for a protein of 423 amino acids. Gene Ontology annotation, cellular component: cytoplasm. Lineage: Eukaryota; Metazoa; Priapulida; Priapulimorpha; Priapulimorphida; Priapulidae.